Molecule: messenger RNA, 606 nt
Organism: Gadus morhua (Atlantic cod)
Lineage: Eukaryota; Metazoa; Chordata; Actinopteri; Gadiformes; Gadidae
Product: acyl-coenzyme A thioesterase 1-like
Exons: 1
Coding region: 1-606 (201 amino acids)
Biological process (GO): acyl-CoA metabolic process; fatty acid metabolic process
Molecular function (GO): fatty acyl-CoA hydrolase activity
Source: RefSeq, a predicted model, not a curated record
AUGGAUUCGGGCGUUGGCUUAAUAUCAUUAUCCAAGAGCGGAGAUCUGGCACUUUCCAUCGCCACGCACCUCCCAAACGUUAAAGCCACCACGUGGAUAAACGGCUGCUGCUCCAACGUCGUGCUACCCCUCUACUACAGAGGAAGUCAAAUACACUCGGCGCUGAUGUACGACCUCCGUCGUGUUACAGUCACCGAGUCUGGGGCUUACAACGUAAAGCACGGCCUUCACGACCCUCUGGCCCCGGAGAACGAGGGAUCGCUGAUCCCCAUCGAACGAGCCACAGGGCGUUUCCUCUUCGUGGCCGCAGAGGACGACCUCAACUGGGACAGUUGUCUUUAUCUCAACCAGCUGACGGAGAGGCUGAGACGUCAGGGGAAGGAUAACUUUGAGAAGGUGGUGUACCCAGGAGCGGGGCACUAUCUGGAGCCGCCGUUCGGGCCGUACUGCCCGUCCAGCUUCCACGGGGUGCUGGGGGCGCCGGUCGCCUGGGGCGGGGAACCCAAGGCCCACGCCAAGGCUGAGAUGGGCCUGUGGAACAAGAUCCAAGAGUUCUUCAGAACGCACCUGGUCCCAGAGGCUGGGGCAGCCAAAGCUAGGUUAUAG